Molecule: messenger RNA, 1074 nt
Organism: Gryllus bimaculatus (two-spotted cricket)
Lineage: Eukaryota; Metazoa; Arthropoda; Insecta; Orthoptera; Gryllidae
Source: the annotation of a GenBank genome assembly
AUGCCUGCAAAAGUCGGUUCGAAUAUUUACAAACCAUCCCACUUCAUUCAUCUCAGCCCAUGUGGAAUUGCAUACAUGCAUGAUGUAGAAGUCGAGGACAGUUGGUACGCGUGGCAUGGAGGCAGGCAGGGCGCGGGCGGCGCGGCGCGGCGUGGGCGAGGGCGUGGGUGGGGCAAGUGCGUCACCGGCAGCGGCGCGUUGGCGCAGCUGAGCGCGGCGGUGGGCGCCUCAGUCAAAAUCCGCUGCGUUCUCCCGCCUCCGUUUCCGCGCCGUGAGUGCUGCCGGCCUGCGGGGGCCGGGGUGCGUCGGGGUGCGGCGGAGUGCGGCGUGGUGCGGCGGGGAUUGCGUCAGGGUGCGUCGGGUGCGUGGGGUGCGUUCGGGGUGCGGCGGGGUGGCGGCGGGGAGGACGGGGUGCGGCGUGUGCGAUGCCGGCCCAUGGUGAAGGUGCACGAGGACGACGACGAGGAGGAGGCCGCGGGCGCGUACAGCAGCGCUUACAGCGGGGGCGCGUCGGGCGCGGGGGCGUCGGGGGCGUCGGGGGCGUCAGGGGGCGAUUCGUCUGAGGACGAGGGCGACGAUGCCCCCGGCGCGAGUGGCGGCGGUGGCAGGGCGGGCGACAGCGCAGCGUCCUCCGCGUCGGCCUCCGCCUCCUCCUCCUCCACGUCCUCCUCGGCGUCGGGGGGCGCGAUCGCCCUCAAGUUUCGCGCCGCCGCCGGCCGCUGCGCCGGCCGCCGCUUCAGCCCACCCCCGCUGCCGCCCCCGCUGCCCGCGCCGCUGCUGCACCAUCACCACCACCACCACCACCACUGGGCGUUCCACGCGGGCGUACCCGCCACCUUCCACAUCGGGCCCGGCUUCGAACCCCAGCAGCGCCACGGCCGCCCCGCGUCGCCGCCGCCCCAACCGCCGCAGCCGCCCGCGCAGCACGUGGUGCACUUCCACGUCAACCCCGGCGUCACCGUCAGCUUCCAGAUGGGCGAGCACGUGCAAGUGAUCAAAGGGGAUGCAACUGCUGAUAGGCUCGUCGAGGAGACCCAGCGCGGCGGCAACGCUAAUGACACUUGGCGACAGUAA